Messenger RNA from Nematolebias whitei (Rio pearlfish), 867 nucleotides. Its product is annotated as G-protein coupled receptor 183-like. The transcript has a single exon. Gene Ontology annotation, molecular function: G protein-coupled receptor activity. Gene Ontology annotation, cellular component: membrane. Gene Ontology annotation, biological process: G protein-coupled receptor signaling pathway. Bases 1 to 867 code for a protein of 288 amino acids. Lineage: Eukaryota; Metazoa; Chordata; Actinopteri; Cyprinodontiformes; Rivulidae. The record is from RefSeq and is a predicted model, not a curated record.
AUGCUCCUGAACGCCACCUUCAUCUCUCUGUCGGUGGACUUCAGCUCCCCGGAGCACUUCCUCAUCUUCACCUUCCACCUCCUGUUCGCCACCAGCGCCGUGCUCGUGGCCGGCUCCGUGCUCGUGGGGAUCUCCUGCACCCGGUCCCUGCGCGUGCAGAACCGCUUCAUCUUCAUGCUCAACACGAGCAUCAGCGACACCCUCACGGGCCUGUCCGUCUUCUACCUGGGCCUGUUCGACGUGCAGGAGGGCUACCCGUCCAGGAACGGGACCUUCUACAUCCUGCCGUCCUUCCUGGGGGUCAACGUGCUCACCUUCCUCUUUGCUCAGUUUGACCGCUACCUGGCAGUCUGCCACCCGUUCUUCUACAGCCGCCACGUCACGCGGCUCGCGGUUAUUGGCGUUUGCGCGUACUCGUGGCUCUACACCUACUUCAUCGUCAUUGUGCAGAACUGCGUGCCCAUCUCCAAGGCGGCUCAGUUCCAGGCGUUUUCCGUCCUCAUCCUGCAGAUCAUAGUUCUCAUUAAAAUCGUCAUGACGGUGAAAUUGUACGUCAUAGCCAGGGGCCAACUGGGGCGAGAGGCCCCCGGCGCGGACAGGGACGGAAAGAAGGAGUCGCUGCGCAUCAUCGUGUUCGUGGUCAUCUGCUACUUGGUUCUGUGGGGUCCUUCCUUUGUUAACAUCAUUGUCAGGCAGUUGGCCGGACCCGGCAAGGGUCUGAGGUUUAGGAACGAAGCCACGAACCUGUUCGCCAUCAUGGCGCGCCUGAACGCGCUGGUCACUCCAGCUGUGUACAUCUGGGGCAGCCCGGCGCUGCGGCGCGCGGUGUGGAGGACGGUGUGGAGGAGGGACCGACGGGCCUGCUGA